AUGCGCUAUUCAGGACAUGCGCGCAUCUGCGUGCACCUUCUGUUCAUUACGCAGCAUUAUCUGGUUCCUGUCCUGUGCGCAGAAAGCAGACUUGGUUAUAAGCUCAAUCUAGCGAAGGCUACCUCGGACAAUGUUCCUUCUUUGGAAGCAGCAUUACAAGCUGAGCAUGAUGUCUCUAAAACGCUUAAUGCUUCCGAUAUGGAGGAAGAAACUGAUUUGAAUUCACCCGCUUCGGCGGAAGUGACGAAGACUAUUGGGCAACUCGAACAGCACACUACUUUGCUACCCUCACAAAAAGACAUACAGGCAAGAACAGAAAAGCGAUUCACGUUGAGAAGCGCGAAGGGUACAAUAGCAGCUUCAACUCGAAAAAAGUCAAUCGCUGUUGCAAAACCUACAACUAUGUCCGGCGCUGAAGAGUUUACAGCGUCGGCGUCACAAGCAGAAAAGGAAGCAAAAGCAGCCACAUCGGCUGUAGUGGCGGGAGCUGCAACCGAAAAGAAGCAAGACCAGCAAGACGACGUCACAGAGGAGCCUGACAAUGGGGAAGAACCUGAGGAUCAUAUUAAGGAUACGAAAAUUCCAAUGGAUGCACGAUCCACAGUCACAUCGCACUUGGACGAGAAACUAUAUGCAACCAUCUCUACAACCCGUUCUUCGAUAAGUGAUGAAGAUGAUGAUACUGAGAAAGUGUCGCCCGACUCCGUCAGAAAUUUGGAAUCUCCUGAUGCUAAAGGACAGUCAGGUUUCUACAAGAAGAAAGCUAAUGUUGGCGCGGUGGUUCUACUCGUCUGUGGAAUAAUACUAUCGCUUCUUCUCUCGAUCCUCGUUGUUUUGAUAUCCAUGAUGAUAUCAGCUCAGAAAACCCCGAGGCUCCGCUCAACUACGCAAAGCGCUGCCGCUAGCAGUGCCAAGGUUUGAGCUUGUCAUGAUUUGCGAAGGAAGUAAAUUCGAAAAUGGAUUUGUAAUAAACUC
Cylicocyclus nassatus is the source of this 975-nucleotide messenger RNA. Lineage: Eukaryota; Metazoa; Nematoda; Chromadorea; Rhabditida; Strongylidae. The record is from the annotation of a GenBank genome assembly.